ACAACAAAACUUUGGACUGAUCCACGAACAACAAUUGGUCGAACAUGGACACCGAUAACUGUUAGUAUUGGACGAAGACGUUCUGGUUUUCGACUUGUAUUUAUUUCAACACAUACUGGUUCAAUAACAGCAUCUGAUAUAUCUAUUGAUGAUUUUAAAUUUGUUGAAUGUAAUGCACAAUCAAUUGGUCAUUGUGAAGGUUUUACUGAUCCAUUUAAUUGUUCAAAUGGAAAUUGUAUUCAUCAAGAUAAUUUAUGUGAUUAUAGUGAUGAUUGUGGUGAUAAUACUGAUGAAAAUAGUUGUGAAAAAUAUGUUCAAAUGUGUAAUUUUGAGAAUAAUGCAGAACCAAUAUGUUCAUGGUCACAUGAUGAUGAUGCAGACUUUAGAUGGCAACGUAUGCGUGGUGAUCAAGUUAAUAAUUUUGAUUGGUAUGAUGAUUUCUGGCAACUCUAUGGUCCUGAUCGUGAUCAUACAUUAGGGACAUCAAAAGGACAUUUUCUAUUGCUUGAAACAAGUGCACCACGUCAACCAAAUGAUACAGCACGUGUUGUUAGUCCAGUAUUUGCUCCAACAACAUCAGGAGAAUGUCAAUUUCGAUUUUGGUAUCAUAUGUAUGGUUAUGAUGUUGGAGCAUUAAAUAUAUAUACACGUACUUUUAUUGGUGGUCCAUUGACAUUAGUUUGGAAUCAAAAUCGUGAAAGAGGUGAUGAAUGGCUUCGUGCUAAAAUUGUUCUUAAAGUUCAAGAACCAUUUCAAGUACUUAUCGAAGGUGUACGUGGUAGUGGUUAUGAAGGUGAUAUUGGUGUGGAUGAUACAACUUUUACACCAGGUUGUCAAUUACAAAUAAUAGCUACAUUACCACCUUUUGUAUAUUCUACAACACAAAGUCCAUAUUGUAAUGCGACACAUUCUCAUUGUGCACAAAAUACUCGUCAAUGUAUACCAAAAGAUCAAUUUUGUAAUUUUAAUAUUGAAUGUACAGAUCAAACAGAUGAAUUAUCAUGUCCACUAGCAUGUAAUUUUGACCAAAACACAACAUGUCUUUGGACAAAUGAUCGAAAACUAAACCUCAAAUGGGAAUUUGGUAGCGGUAGAACAGCAUCAAGUGGUACAGGUCCAAGCACUGAUCAUUCAACAGGUAGUGUUACUGGAACAUAUAUCUAUUUGGAAACAAGUACAGGUAAUUUUGGUGAUCGUGCUCAUCUUAUUAGUCCACUUUAUCGUAAAUCCUCCAAAACUUGCAAGUUUACAUUCUGGUAUCAUAUGUUCGGUGAUACAAUUAAUACAUUAAAUAUUCAUAUACGUUCUGGUGGUAUUGAUACAUUAAUAUGGUCAUUACAAGGAAAUCAAGGUGAUCAAUGGCGACAAGGAACCGCUUAUUUACCAACAUGUGCAUCAGAAUUUAAUGUUAUUGUUGAAGGUAUACGUGGUAC
Molecule: messenger RNA, 1433 nt
Organism: Rotaria sordida
Lineage: Eukaryota; Metazoa; Rotifera; Eurotatoria; Philodinida; Philodinidae
Source: the annotation of a GenBank genome assembly